CAAUUUCUCGAUAUAUUUUGGGGAAAUUUUCGUGUAAAAUGGAUUCCGGUCCAGCUCAGGAGGUGACUGAGUUGCUGAGAAAGUGGGAGGAAGAGCAUACGACGCCAAAUUACGAUCCCGUACACACUUUGGUUAGGAUAUCGGAAAUAAUAGAAGCUGAGACAGAAAACUUUAUGAAAAAGGACCCAGACCCAUUUGAUGAACGCCAUCCCUCACGGACCGAUCCAGAGUGUGCAUUGGGACAUGCUCUCAAAGUCAUGUUCAAGAAAGACAACUUUAUGACUAAGCUAGUAAACGACUACGUCCGAGACACUUUCUUCUCUCGUCAGAACAUCACAGGCCGCGAUGUGUUCAAGCUGAAUGUAGCCGCCUGCCGACUCACGCUUGACCUGAUGCCUGGACUCGAGAUGAGCGUCGUAUUUCAGGACAACGACGCCCUAAUUCAUCGUCUAGUGAACUGGGCGAUGACUGCUCCUGAACCCCUCAUGUGCUACGCGACCGGGCUGCUGGCAGCCGCUAUGGAGGUGCAGGAGAUUGCUACCAACUUCAGAGAUCUGAACUCCAUGCUGGUACCGCUAAUGUUAAGGAGGCUACACGAACUUAGGAAAAACAAAGAAGAUAGUCAAAACAGUCAAAACUCUGUAACGCCGCCGACGAGACAUUUCGCGAAUUUCAGUAAACGACACAGCGGGACCAAAUGCAACGGACCCACACCCGACAAAAGAGGCAUACCAAACGACCGCGAGAAGGACGAGGGCGGGGGGAGCGAUAUGCUGGUGGAGGUAACACCACCAGGCAAAGAUCCUGAGACUCCUGUUAAAAAUUAUAACUGUAACGCAAUGUCAUCCCCUGAGUGGGGAAUGAUGUCUCCCCCCUCCGCGCGGCCGCCGCCCGCGCCGGCGCCUGUGCAGGACCCCUCCUCCAACUCCAGCUGGGCCGAAAUGGAGACCUACGUCAUAGGCAAUAUUCAAAUUCAUCCCCCUACAGACGCUACCAAACAAAUGCUCAUAUUGCGGUAUCUCACACCAAUGGGCGAAUAUCAAGAGUUCCUAUCGCACGUGUUCGAACAAAACGCGCUAGGUCUCAUCUUAGGCUAUCUCAACGUCCGUGAAUCACGGGACUCUAGACUCGCCUUCGAAGCUCUUAAGUACUUAGCGGCGCUGCUGUGCCACAAGAAGUUCUCUAUUGACUUUAUCAACAUGGGGGGACUGCAGAAAUUUCUCGAAGUGCCCCGACCGUCGGUAGCGGCCACGGGUGUGUCGAUAUGUCUAUACUAUCUCGCAUACUGCGAGGACGCUAUGGAACGAGUGUGUUUGCUGCCGAGGAAAACGCUUGCAGAUUUAGUCAAAUAUGCCCUGUGGUUAUUGGAAUGUUCGCACGAUUCGGGCAGGUGUCACGCCACCAUGUUCUUCGGCCUCUCAUUCCAAUUCAGGGUGAUAUUAGAGGAGUUCGACAAUCAGGACGGCCUGCGAAAGCUGUACAACGUGAUAUCGACCCUGCCGAUCCUCGGCUCGGAUGAAGAGGAAUCUCGAGUGUCGGAGGACGAGACUUGUGCCGCGCGGCAGAUAGUGCGGCAUGUCUGUGUUGCCCUUAGGAGGUACCUAGAAGCCCAUUUACGGUUGCGAGCGACGCAAGUGGCGAGACAACAAGGAGACAUCGUGCCAGAGCCUCCGUCUUACAAAGCAUCCAAAUCGUCUCCAGAAGAGAUACAAGAGCAAAUUGAGCUUCUCCAAAGCGUUACGUGGUCGCGAUGGGCGCCAGUCGAUGAACUGGUGGAGCUGGGUGGCGUAUCUUUACUACUACAGGUCGUUGGGUACGCGUACGAGUGGAACUUCAAUGGCAGAUCCGAGACCGUGAGGUCGGCCCUCGACGUGGUGUCAGUGUGCUGCGUAGCCCCGAGGGUACAGCUUCUUCUCACAGACAAAAUCGACAUGCGGGACGCUGACCUCACUACUGGCAUCAAUAUCGUAUUAGAAAUGUUUACAGGAGCGGCCGACGGCGAGAUAGUACCAGAGCCCGAAGUUCAAAAGGCCGCGUUGAAUGUUCUUGUCAACUGCGUCUGCGCACCCGUUCAUAGAACAGGCACAUUGUCGUCGAGAUUCUCGCUAACGGGGUCAAGUAAAAAGAAAACUGCGCUCAAGUCCUACGAGGACGUCAUACAGAAGGUCUGGGAGAGCGUCCGGACCAACAACGGUAUAAUGGUUCUACUGUCUCUGAUGAUGGUAAAAGCACCAAUAACCGAUGCGGACCGAUUGCGCGGUCUGGCGUGCCGAGCUCUAGCCGGGUUGGCUCGCUGUCCCACUGUGCGACAGAUCAUAUCGAAACUACCACUGUUCACCACCUCGCAGAUACAAGUGCUAAUGCGCGAUCCGAUUCUACAAGAGAAGCGACAAGAGCACGUAAUGUUUCAGAAAUACGCUCUAGAAUUACUUGAACGCGUCUCUGGGAAGAGCAAACAUAUGGGAGCAGAGUUCGAGACUUCACUGGCUAAUAUACAUCGGGCAAACGUGGUGGCGCAGACGCGGAUCAACUACAACGAGCGGCAGCUGCUGCAGCUGGUGGCGGCGCACCUGGCGGCGCGCGGGCUGCCCGAGAGCGCGGCCACGCUGCAGCGCGAGGCCAGCCUGCCGCCGCCGCUGCCCGCCGCGCCCGCGCCGCCGCCGCCGCCCGUCUACGCGCCCUCCACGCCCGUACGGCCUCGUCUGUCUGUGUCCCGCACGAGCAGCACCGGCUCCCUCCACCGCGACAGUAUGGACAACCACCUCAACAUGAGCACAGAGGACAGUCCGUUGCCGUCGGUAAUUAAAAUAAGAAAAGUCCAACAGCCUCCACCAGUGUCUACGGUGCCAGUCCCCACCGUGGCGGAGCACAAACGGAGCCUCCAGAAGCAAAUGAGCAGUUGCACGAGCGGUGAACCCUUGCAGCCCCAACACAGGGUGACACUUCACACCAUCAUCACCGAAUACCUGUAUAACCAACACGCCUUGUGCAAGAACCCCGUUGUCACUUGCCCGCAGUUCAAUUUGUUUCAGCCUCACAAGUGUCCGGACCCCCGCGGCGCGUCAGCCGUGUGCGGCGCGGGCGAGGCCCUGAACCUGUGCGCACGCGUCGCCCGGCGCGAGCUGGGCUUCGGCUGCGGCGGGCGGCGCGCCGACUCGCGACUGGUGCACUCGCACUUCGCGCCCGUUCGCACGCUGCGCCUGCAGGACGACGACUCCUACUUCACCCACACCAUCUUCCACCCAACGCAACAACAACUGUUAGCAGCGACAUCUGCAGGCGACAUCAGAAUAUUCAACCUCUUUAGCGGCACCGAAGAGAAUUCAUAUCAGGUUCACGAGUCCUACAUAUACCAUAUGCAGGCGAGUAGAGAUGGAUUGCUGUUACUGGCAUCUGCGACGACGACGUGGCGGCCGCUCUCUGCCCUUUGGAACAUGAAGGAGUUUGAACAGCUAUUCCAACUAGACAACGAAGAAUACGUGGAGUUUUCAAAAAUGACCGACGAUCGCAUAAUAGGCACCAAAGGAGAAACGGCAACAAUCUUCGACACACGCACUGGGAGGGAACUAAUGACCCUCAGCCCCACCAUGAGUAACCAAUAUGCCAAGAAUAGAGCUACGUUUAAUCCUACGGACGAGUUGGUUUUAUCAGAUGGCGUUCUAUGGGAUGUAAAUACUGGUAAAGAAAUCCACAAGUUCGACAAGCUGAAUCAAACACACAGCGGUGUAUUCCACCCUAACGGCUUAGAAGUAAUAUCAAAUACAGAAGUAUGGGAUCUACGGACAUUCCAUCUACUACGGACAGUCCCUACAUUAGACAAAUCUGAGGUGAUCUUCAACCCUGCCUGCACAGCGCUUUACGCGUUCUGCCAAGAUCAGGACUCUGAAGAACGCAGCCAGUUCGACACCAGCUUCAAAACGCUCGAUCCGUACGAUUACUCUAGCACAGCAACAAUUGACGUGAAACGCAACAUUUACGCCCUGGGAGUGUGCUCGUCAGGCACUCAGAUCUCUCUUGUCGAGAACUUGGGCGAGUAUGACCAGAUGACAGAGUCCUAUGUGAAGGUGUACGACGUUGGCCGACGUAGGGAUCACGACGACGACGCGGAGGAUGAAGAAGAAGACGAUCUAGCUGGAGGAUCUGAAAACGACGACGAUGAUAACUCCGAUUCGGGAUCAGACAACGAUGACUUGGCGUCUAACCUUCUCCGCAACGCUGUGAUGGGCCUCGCGAGCGGCGGUAGCUCUGGAGAGUCGUCGCAAGAUGACGCCAAUGUGCGCCCGCGCAGACGGCGACGGCGGAACCGCAGACGGCAGCAACAGGAGAACGCAAGCAGCGACAGCGACGGCGUAAUGGACCUUGGCGAUAUCAUCGAGUUUGAGCUCGAUUAGGGAACAUAAGAAUAAAUGUGUUGAUCAGUAAAGUU
Messenger RNA from Hyposmocoma kahamanoa, 4426 nucleotides. It is a transcript of the gene mahj, whose product is annotated as protein mahjong. Gene Ontology annotation, cellular component: nucleus; Cul4-RING E3 ubiquitin ligase complex. The coding region runs from base 39 to 4391 and encodes 1450 amino acids. Lineage: Eukaryota; Metazoa; Arthropoda; Insecta; Lepidoptera; Cosmopterigidae. The record is from RefSeq and is a predicted model, not a curated record. Gene Ontology annotation, molecular function: protein binding. The transcript has 34 exons. Gene Ontology annotation, biological process: protein ubiquitination.